Molecule: messenger RNA, 4932 nt
Organism: Xyrichtys novacula (pearly razorfish)
Lineage: Eukaryota; Metazoa; Chordata; Actinopteri; Labriformes; Labridae
Source: the annotation of a GenBank genome assembly
ACAAAUCCCACAAUGAAACAUGGUGGUUGAUUUAAACUUGGGGAAAGUACGGAAGAGACUUAAAACGCGCUUCAGUUUCGUUUUCACUUUUUAUGCUGAGUAACUGUGAGUAACUUUUUGUUCACCGCGCCGCAUUGAAUUACAAAUAUUAGAAGUUUAAGAUUUAUUAACUUCGAUUUGUGAAGUUUCAGGCUUUGAUAAGAACCUCUCCUCCACAGAGACGCUGUUAUGGCUGCUGUUGAUAUUCGUCUUGAGUCGAAAAAACAGGUAAGCACGAAAGCUGUAUCCUGCUAGCACGAUUAAAACAUGUUGUAUAAUAGUGUUUUUUUUACUUGGUUGUGGUCGUGGUGCUGGUUGAUGUGUAACAGGUGAGCAGACAAACGGUCUGAUAUUGUAAUAUAACAAACAGCAGGGGUCGUAUGUAGGGGUCAGGUAAAUAUCAGGUGAUCGGAUAUAAUUGCUGUAAGGAUGAGCUCUUUUAUGCUGGUCUAUAGAUGUAGAAAAUGUUAAACCAAAAUGCAUUUUAACUUCACUUUCUCUUUGCAGGUGGAUGACUUCGGCCUCAGUCUCACCAAGGAGGUAUUUAGUAGAUCUAAAACUGGCACAUUAUCUAAGAGUUAUCACUGAUACUGAUAAUAAAAAUGUAUAUAUGUUACUUUUUGGUCAACAGGCAGAAGGGCUGGUUGCAAAAUUCUUCCCUCAAAAGAUUGAAGAGCUCCAGGUUCUCCUUAAGGUAUGGGUCUCUUUCAUGAGGUGACUGCAGCAGCAAAACUGGGGUCCUGAGGGGUCUGACAGGGCCACUAGGGGCCUCCUCAUUAAUAUAAGGAAACUGUUUUUUUGACGUAAUUUACAUGUUGAAUAUCCUUUACAUCUAUUCCUUGAAUUCUUGCAAAAUUAUUUAAUGUGUUUCCUGCCAGACUUCGUUCACCUGUGAUGACCUGGCAACUCUGAAGGCCCCUCUUGACAUCCCAAUGCCAGACCCGGCCAAAGAGGAGGCCAAACGCAAGAAGAAAGAAGAGGUGAGUUUAUACCAGGGGUGUCAAACUCAACCACAGCAAGGGCCAUAAUCUGGAUUACGGUUUUACCUGAGGGCCAAACAGGGUCAACAUUUCACCAAAACUGUCAACCUUCUUUUCAAAAAAUAUGUAACAAAAACAGCAAUGAUUAUAAAUCAUUUGGAAAUUCAAAAAAGAUAAAAAGAUAAGUUUAAAGGCAAUCUGAGAUAGAUACAUUCAUAUUUUUAUUCUAUUUUUAUUUAUUAGUUCAAAAGAUCAGAGCAUGAUAAUUAAAAAUAGAAAAAUAAUUCUUCUAAAGAGCAAAUACAUGAGGAGAAUGUUGAAAUCAAGUUUAAAAGGUCAAAAUAUGACUUAAAAUUUAAAAUUGGAAUCUAAAGUAUAAAUAUGAAACAAGUCCGAAUACUGAGUUGAACAAAAGCAAAGCACGAAAUAAAAAAAUCCAGUCAUGUUUGACUUGUAAUCUUGAAAUGCAAAAUUGAAGACAUGAAACAAAACACCAAAUAUUUUCCCCCCACAUUCUUGACUAUUUAUCAAAUCUUCCUUUCUCUUUAAUUUCCCAGAUUUUCGUGGUUUAUUAAAUAAUGGUGCUCAAGUGUACAUUAUUAUACUGUAGGAAAUCUGCAGACCUCAUACUGGUGGGCCAAAAAUAAGACAAAUAUGAUAUGAUCUUGUGGGCCAGAUAUAAUUGUUCCACAGGCCAGAUUUGGCCUUGAGUUUGACACCUGUGGCUUAGACGUAUUUAAUAUUCCAACAUGUUUAAGACAUGGAGAUAAAAAAUUAAGAGGAAAGUAAGUGAAUCCAGUAUUUUUAUAUUAUAAGUACAUGUAAUCUUAGAAAGAUCCUUCUUUAGAAACCAAAAAGAUUAAGAGUUUGUUUGUAAAGCAUCACAUUUUAUAAAUGAUUAUGAAACAGGAUUUACAGUCAAGCGUCUUGUCUUCUUAUUUGAGCCUGUCAAACUAAGAGUCUUUGCCAAGAGUUUAUAUUUAACAUCUCAUAAGAUAUACAGUCAAAACACAGAGUCCUACGUUACUGUGGCAACGGUCCCUGUACAAUUUUGAAAGGCUGUUUUAAAAUUUGGCAGUGAGUGGGUGUUAUACUGUAUUAGUGAGCUUCACAAAAAUCUCAUCUUUUUGCUUUUGUUUGGCAUGAAAUGACGAUUGGACAGCAUUAGAUCAAACUUGUUAAAAUGAAACAUGAUUAAUAUAGGGUAGCAGUAUCCUGCAGGUGAUACAUGCAACAUCAGCAUGAAGUCACUCAGUGUUUUUUGCAAGUAUCUUAACUGCAUUGCAGAUAAAAUACCUGCACUAGUUGAACUGUUUCUCUUAUCAUUAAUGAGUUUUUGUAUUAUUAUCAGUUUUCUGUUUCUGGUAAAAUGAGGAAUAAAAAGUUUUGGAUUAUACAGGAAGGUCUUGGAACAGACUUGAGGCUGUUGUACAACAUUCAGUUACACUUUAUGCCAAAACAAGAGGAACUAGGUCAUAUUUCUUCAGAAAAAAACAUUAGAAAUUUUACUUUUUAUUGGCUGUGAAAACUCUCUUAACCUGCUGCCCUUUGUUCCCUUGAUGCAGAAGGAAGCGAAGGAAGGAAAGAAAGACAAAGACGAUGAUAAAGAGGAAGAAGACUCAGGUAAGUGAGGAGAGACACAACAAUGAUAACAACUGGUUAGAGGUAACCAGGGGAGCCAUUAUGUGGUUUUCUACUCUUUUCAAACAGGAACGCAGCCAACUAAACAUGAAUAUUUGACUCUGUGACAAAGUAAGCAAUGUUUUGGGGUUUUGUUUUCUCAACCAGGGCCUCCUUGUGGCCCGAUUUUCAGCAAUGAGCGAGUGGAGAGUCUCCUGCGCCAGGUCAAGCCUGAGAUUCAGACCCUGAAGGAGAAGCUGAACACGGUUAGUCUCCUGAAUAUUCUCCCUGCUUCAUUUUAUUCAAGAUAAUAAUGUUGAGAUUAUCUUAACUUUUCUCAUUGCCUGUGAUUGCACAAGAUUUUUCAUACCAAGAAUUGCUUUCAGUGUAAUUGCAUCAAUGAACUUCUCUUUAAAAGAUGUAUUUUUAAUCUAUGAUAAAAUGAGGAUCAGCACUGUAACCAUCUUAUACUCUGUAUAAGUUAAACCACUCUGUUUUUUCUGGCAGGUGUCUAUGUGGGUGCAACUCCAAAUCCCCAAAAUUGAAGACGGUAACAACUUUGGAGUUGCUGUUCAGGUUGAUAACUGCUAAAAAGACCAGAUUAUCUUUUCUUUUGUAUUGCUUAUACCUGACGUGAAACAUACUGAAAUAUUGUCCCUUCAUUCUCGUCUCUUAGGAGAAAGUGUUUGAGCUGCUGACAAACACACGCACCAAGAUUGAGACAUUUCAGACUCAGCUUGCAAAGUAAGAAUCCACACCUAAACAGCGAAUCUGUGGUAGAACUUUAUUCAUUUGAAUAAGAUGCAGUUUUAUAAAUAAAAAGAUAAAACAGAUGUAAUUUUAACCAGUGAACUCGAUUUAAUCAAGGGCCAAUAGUCUUUUCAGAUUUGACUAAAACACGAUUUUCAUCGGAGUGGGUCUUUAACUACAUGUGCACACAUUACUGACUAUGCCACCAGUUGAUAUUUUGGGCUCAUUGUUUUGCUCCAGGACACUUUAACAUGAGAUCUAGGGAGCUGAGGGUAAACCACCAGUCUUUUAUUACACUGCAAUAGCAUAUCAAUGCUAGUUCUAUCUCCAGUGCAUGCCACUUUAAGCCACAUUUUCCAUUAUCUUUCUGGGGUUUCGUCAGGUACUACAGCGAGAGAGGUGAUGCUGUGGCCAAAGCUGCCAAACAACCUCACGUGGUCAGUAUCUCAUCUUUUGUUUUCUUGAUCUGGAAGAUAAGGUUCUGUGUUUUAACAAUCACACACUCAGUGAUUAACUCCAUUAAGAUGGAAACAUGGAUGUUCACUCUGUGCCACCUGCAGACUGUAUGCCCUGUUUGUGUAACAAAUAAAGGCUAUUAUGGCAAUGUUCUGCUGUGUGCAAAUUGGGUACAUACGGGUUGUGCCAUGUCUUGUAUGUUUUUGCAUAUAAACUCUGUGUUCUGUUCACAGGAAGACUACAGGCAGCUGGUUCAUCAGAUAGACCAGUUACAAUACUAUGAGCUCCGCCUUGUGGUGCUGGACAUCUGCAACACCUACGUAAGACACCUACGUAAUAUGGUUCAAUGUCAGGCUGCUUUCCAAAAAGAUUGAUUGUCAUUUAUGCGCUUGUUUCUGAAAAUAGAUAAAGGUUAAAUCAAACAGUACAGAGACUGUCAGCGAGGUACUAAAAUGACUGCACUAAAGCCUGUCUGCCAUCACUUGUAAUUACACACUGUACUCUAAAUAAAACUGCAUGUGUUUGUAAAUGAUCCCAGCCAUGUCCCAGAAACAGGGACAGCAGCUAAAUGAAAUCCAUUUCUUCUUAAUGAGGAGGGUAAUUAAAGUAAUUGCUGUGCUCGUGUUGAGCUGAUUGGUGUUGCAUCCACCACCCAUUAAUCACUGUUUGUCUCCUUCCUCUGGCUAUUGUCCUGUGUUUAAUCCUGUUAAUGAACAAGGCGGAGCAGGUGAUGAUGAAAAGAGCUGUUUGACAAUAUUACACACAUCCAUCUGCCUGUCUCUCAUGCUGUCCAACUUUUUUUUUACAUCACAUUUCACUGAUGUCUCCCUCUGUUUUGUUUUCCUCAGGCUGUGCUGUUUGACAUCAUUACCAAGAACUUUGACAAGAUCAAGAGGCCCAGAGGAGACGGCAAGGCUCUCAUCUACUGAGACCGACUCAUUGAGGCGUCCUAACAAGACACAACCAGUGUAGUAUGGCACUCUUAUCGAGUAACACCACACCUACUUUGACAAAAAUGCAUCUUCUUUUAUACUGUGCAUUCAUUUUGGUUCCAAUUACGAAAUAAAACACCAUUUCCACUCACCUA